AUUUCUUAGUCUUGAGAACAGAUUUAAUGUCCACUGGGAAUCACUGCUAGGUUGUGUAUAUAUGUGAGUGUGUGUUGUGAGUGGACUCACAAAGAGAAAAAGACAGACGGCUGACAGAGAAGACUUUUUCUGCAACUGCUCAACCAACAUGUCUCAACCGGGUCAGGAAGAUGAUGAACAAAUGCAGCGUCCUGAGGUGAGAGACGAGGACCUGGCUGAAGCAAAGAACAAAUUGGGUGCGAGUACGGCAGCGAAGAGCAAGACAUUUGAAGUCAUGGAGGAAUGUGAGAAAAUGGGUAAAGCUGCUCCGUCUGUGUUCAGUGGAAUGAGGUCAGGAGCCGAGACUGUUUUAAACACACGCUCAACUCGACCAAUCAGGAAGUAGCUGGGGACCUCCUGACCAGGACUGGACAACACCUGUUAGACGUUAAGGGGUUUGGGAUCAGUCGUCUUCCAGCUGUCCAUGAAAAAUCUUGUUUUAGACACUUUGUGACUCUGUAAAUCAUACUGCAGCUGACACAAGUGCUCUUAAAUAUAAAAAUAUCAAGAAUAUUUUAACCCAUAAAUCAGUUUUCUUUUUUUGGGGGGGAAAUAUUGUUAAUUUAUCCAACAUUGUAAAAUCAGCAUUAACAUACAUUUUUAGAGUGAGGGUUUAAUAAUGAACACAAAAGCAUCAUGUGCAAUACUGUAACUUAUACUUUUAAAAAGAAUAAUUCCAUAUCAAUAAAAAAAUCCUAAUGUGUUCUGCACAGUUGAAACAAAAUACUGCUAAAAAUGUCUGAUUUCUUAAAUAUAUUAGAAUUCUGUCUCAUCCAUCAUGUGUUUCAGAGCAGGAUGUAACAAUAAGAGGUAGUAAAUGUGAGUAAAAAUGUAAU
Larimichthys crocea (large yellow croaker) is the source of this 875-nucleotide messenger RNA. RefSeq names its product musculoskeletal, embryonic nuclear protein 1a (gene mustn1a). Lineage: Eukaryota; Metazoa; Chordata; Actinopteri; Sciaenidae. The transcript has 3 exons. Gene Ontology annotation, biological process: chondrocyte differentiation; chondrocyte proliferation; tissue regeneration. The coding region runs from base 149 to 385 and encodes 78 amino acids. The record is from RefSeq and is a predicted model, not a curated record. Gene Ontology annotation, cellular component: nucleus.